Molecule: messenger RNA, 717 nt
Organism: Cucurbita pepo subsp. pepo (vegetable marrow)
Lineage: Eukaryota; Viridiplantae; Streptophyta; Magnoliopsida; Cucurbitales; Cucurbitaceae
Source: RefSeq, a predicted model, not a curated record
AUCCCACCACGUGUAUCCCUUUCAUGUCUUCUCCUUCUCCCAUCUGUCUCUAUAUACACACACCCUUUCCUCAAAAUCCUCGUCGUCAUUUCUCUUUUACCCGUUCACUCCCACCACCUCCUUCUCACCCAUGGCCGAUCGUCCCUCAACCGCCACCGCCCUCAUCCGCCGCCUCCAGGAACAUGCACCCAACUCCCCGCAGCUCCUCGGCCUUCUCACCCUCUUCAUCUCCGCCUCCAUUCUCAUCUUCCUCAUCGGCCUUACAUUCACUGCCGCCCUCAUCACCCUCAUCUUUCUUAGCCCUGUCAUCCUUUUAACAAGCCCCAUCUGGGCUCCCCUCGUCUUCUUCCUCUUCAUCCCCGCCGUUGGGUUGCUGUCUCUGGGUGGCUUUGCGGUGGCUGCUGCAGCCGGGGUCUCGUGGGCGUACCGGUACUUCAAAGGGAUGCACCCACCGGGGUCGGAGCAGGUGGAGUAUGCGAGGAGCCGCAUUUACGACACGGCCAGCCAAGUGAAGGAUUACGCGAGGGAGUAUGGAGGGUAUUUGCAGAGUAAGGUGAAAGACGCAGCUCCUGGAGCUUGAUUAACUAAUUUGAAGAACAAUGCCCUGAUCUCAGGCGGCUGUUGUUUUUGUUUCAUAGUUUACGGUAGUAGUGUUUGGGCAGUGUGUUAUCUUCCGAGUCGUUGUGCUUUAGAUUUAUAAAAACAGAAAUAAAUCUA